Molecule: messenger RNA, 5043 nt
Organism: Oncorhynchus kisutch (coho salmon)
Lineage: Eukaryota; Metazoa; Chordata; Actinopteri; Salmoniformes; Salmonidae
Exons: 2
Coding region: 321-4268 (1315 amino acids)
Source: RefSeq, a predicted model, not a curated record
UAUGUGACCAAUAACAUCUGCUAACCAUGUGUAUGUGACCAAUAACAUCUGCUAACCAUGUGUGUGACCAGUAAACUGUGAUGUGAGAUCAGACAUAAUAUCACUAUCAUCCCAGUUUUCCUGUUUGGAAAGAUGCUUUUAUUUCAGCGCAUCUAAUUUGUAAACAUUUAAACUUUAUUAAAACAUACCUUUUUUUCAAUUGCACAAACAUCAACACCCACAAAAAUAAUGUUAUCUUUCUUCUCUUUCUUGUGAUAUAACUGCCGAGACGAUGCGUUAAAUCCCAGACGAAACGUUUGUGUUUUUAUAGAGGCAACAGAAUGCCUAUGUAUUCCAUUGAGCCCAUUUCAGCCAUUACCAGAGCUUGUUUGGCAGGUCAUUACAAAGGUUUCCCCGGUCAUUACAUUAACGGGAACACACUAACAGGUCAUUACAAAGGUUUCCCCAGUCAUUACAUUAACGGGAACACACUAACAGGUCAUUACAAAGGUUUCCCCAGUCAUUACAUUAACGGGAACACACUAACAGGUCAUUACAAAGGUUUCCCCAGUCAUUACAUUAACGGGAACACACUAACAGGUCAUUACAAAGGUUUCCCCAGUCAUUACAUUAACGGGAACACACUAACAGGUCAUUACAAAGGUUUCCCCAGUCAUUACAUUAACGGGAACACACUAACAGGUCAUUACAAAGGUUUCCCCAGUCAUUACAUUAACGGGAACACACUAACAGGUCAUUACAAAGGUUUCCCCAGUCAUUACAUUAACGGGAACACACUAAUAUGUCAUUACAUUAACGGGAACACACUAACAGGUCGUUACAUUAACGGGAACACACUAACAGGUCAUUACAUUAACGGGAACACACUAACAGGUCAUUACAAAGGUUUCCCCAGUCAUUACAUUAACGGGAACACACUAACAGGUCAUUACAAAGGUUUCCCCAGUCAUUACAUUAACGGGAACACACUAACAGGUCAUUACAAAGGUUUCCCCAGUCAUUACAUUAACGGGAACACACUAACAGGUCAUUACAAAGGUUUCCCCAGUCAUUACAUUAACGGGAACACACUAAUAUGUCAUUACAUUAACGGGAACACACUAACAGGUCGUUACAUUAACGGGAACACACUAACAGGUCAUUACAUUAACGGGAACACACUAACAGGUCAUUACAAAGGUUUCCCCAGUCAUUACAUUAACAGGAACACACUAACAGGUCAUUACAUUAACAGGAACACACUAACAGGUCAUUACAAAGGUUUCCCCAGUCAUUACAUUAACGGGAACACACUAACAGGUCAUUACAAAGGUUUCCCCAGUCAUUACAUUAACGGGAACACACUAACAGGUCAUUACAAAGGUUUCCCCAGUCAUUACAUUAACGGGAACACACUAACAGGUCAUUACAAAGGUUUCCCCAGUCAUUACAUUAACGGGAACACACUAACAGGUCAUUACAAAGGUUUCCCCAGUCAUUACAUUAACAGGAACACACUAACAGGUCAUUACAAAGGUUUCCCCAGUCAUUACAUUAACGGGAACACACUAACAGGUCAUUACAUUAACAGGAACACACUAACAGGUCAUUACAAAGGUUUCCCCAGUCAUUACAUUAACAGGAACACACUAACAGGUCAUUACAAAGGUUUCCCCAGUCAUUACAUUAACGGGAACACACUAACAGGUCAUUACAAAGGUUUCCCCAGUCAUUACAUUAACGGGAACACACUAACAGGUCAUUACAAAGGUUUCCCCAGUCAUUACAUUAACGGGAACACACUAACAGGUCAUUACAAAGGUUUCCCCAGUCAUUACAUUAACGGGAACACACUAACAGGUCAUUACAAAGGUUUCCCCAGUCAUUACAUUAACAGGAACACACUAACAGGUCAUUACAAAGGUUUCCCCAGUCAUUACAUUAACGGGAACACACUAACAGGUCAUUACAAAGGUUUCCCCAGUCAUUACAUUAACGGGAACACACUAACAGGUCAUUACAAAGGUUUCCCCAGUCAUUACAUUAACAGGAACACACUAACGGGUCAUUACAAAGGUUUCCCCAGUCAUUACAUUAACGGGAACACACUAACAGGUCAUUACAAAGGUUUCCCCAGUCAUUACAUUAACAGGAACACACUAACAGGUCAUUACAAAGGUUUCCCCAGUCAUUACAUUAACGGGAACACACUAACAGGUCAUUACAAAGGUUUCCCCAGUCAUUACAUUAACGGGAACACACUAAUAUGUCAUUACAUUAACGGGAACACACUAACAGGUCGUUACAUUAACGGGAACACACUAACAGGUCAUUACAUUAACGGGAACACACUAACAGGUCAUUACAAAGGUUUCCCCAGUCAUUACAUUAACAGGAACACACUAACAGGUCAUUACAUUAACAGGAACACACUAACAGGUCAUUACAAAGGUUUCCCCAGUCAUUACAUUAACGGGAACACACUAACAGGUCAUUACAAAGGUUUCCCCAGUCAUUACAUUAACGGGAACACACUAACAGGUCAUUACAAAGGUUUCCCCAGUCAUUACAUUAACGGGAACACACUAACAGGUCAUUACAAAGGUUUCCCCAGUCAUUACAUUAACGGGAACACACUAACAGGUCAUUACAAAGGUUUCCCCAGUCAUUACAUUAACGGGAACACACUAACAGGUCAUUACAAAGGUUUCCCCAGUCAUUACAUUAACGGGAACACACUAACAGGUCAUUACAUUAACGGGAACACACUAACAGGUCAUUACAAAGGUUUCCCCAGUCAUUACAUUAACGGGAACACACUAACAGGUCAUUACAAAGGUUUCCCCAGUCAUUACAUUAACGGGAACACACUAACAGGUCAUUACAAAGGUUUCCCCAGUCAUUACAUUAACGGGAACACACUAACAGGUCAUUACAUUAACGGGAACACACUAACAGGUCAUUACAUUAACGGGAACACACUAACAGGUCAUUACAUUAACGGGAACACACUAACAGGUCAUUACAUUAACGGGAACACACUAACAGGUCAUUACAUUAACGGGAACACACUAACAGGUCAUUACAAAGGUUUCCCCAGUCAUUACAUUAACGGGAACACACUAACAGGUCAUUACAAAGGUUUCCCCAGUCAUUACAUUAACGGGAACACACUAACAGGUCAUUACAUUAACGGGAACACACUAACAGGUCAUUACAUUAACGGGAACACACUAACAGGUCAUUACAUUAACGGGAACACACUAACAGGUCAUUACAUUAACGGGAACACACUAACAGGUCAUUACAUUAACGGGAACACACUAACAGGUCAUUACAUUAACGGGAACACACUAACAGGUCAUUACAAAGGUUUCCCCAGUCAUUACAUUAACGGGAACACACUAACAGGUCAUUACAAAGGUUUCCCCAGUCAUUACAUUAACGGGAACACACUAACAGGUCAUUACAUUAACGGGAACACACUAACAGGUCAUUACAUUAACGGGAACACACUAACAGGUCAUUACAUUAACGGGAACACACUAACAGGUCAUUACAAAGGUUUCCCCAGUCAUUACAUUAACGGGAACACACUAACAGGUCAUUACAUUAACGGGAACACACUAACAGGUCAUUACAUUAACAGGAACACACUAACAGGUCAUUACAUUAACGGGAACACACUAACAGGUCAUUACAUUAACGGGAACACACUAACAGGUCAUUACAUUAACGGGAACACACUAACAGGUCAUUACAUUAAUGGGAACACACUAACAGGUCAUUACAAAGGUUUCCCCAGUCAUUACAUUAACGGGAACACACUAACAGAUCAUUACAUUAACAGGAACACACUAACAGGUCAUUAUAUUAACAGGAACACACUAACAGGUCAUUACGUUAACAGGAACACACUAACAGGUCAUUACAUUAACGGGAACACACUAACAGGUCAUUACAUUAACGGGAACACACUAACAGGUCAUUACAUUAACAGGAACACACUAACAGAUCAUUACAUUAACAGGAACACACUAAUGGCACAAGCAAGAGUUGGAAAGAGUCACCAGAGUAAAAUGAAAGCAAUCAAUCCAGAUUUAAGUGACAAGUGGAUUUUACACUCCUCAAACACAGGACAUGGAAAGGUCCUCAGGUGGGCAGAGCAUUCAUGCACAUUGCUGACCAGAGGACUAAUUCCCUUUCUCACAGUGACAUUGGAGGCGAAGACACCAGGCUGCAGACUAACAGAGCCUUAUACUUGGAGGCAGGCUCCACUAUGUGAUUAAAUGUGUUGAUCUCACACUGUCCUUACAGUACUAUAUGCCACACACGUCUACUAGUUGAGACAAUAUGGGAUUGUAUGGUUGUUACCAUGAAGCUGAUUAGUGAGCUACUGUAUCUGUUUAAGUCAUCUUGUAGAAAAGCAUAUGUUACGCCACCCUUGUUAGAGAUUGCUCGGAUUCCAUAUUGAAGGGAUAAGCCAUCACUUCUAGCAGACUGAGACUUCCUGCUUGGUGGCAGUGGAUUGUUCUGUUGUGACAUGGUGGUGCAGUGUUUUGACAGAUCUCUCAUUGUGUGAGACUUACACCCUGUGGCUGUGCCCCCAAUCCCUUCCCUAUGUGGAGGCCAGGCUGCUUAAUCUAUUUGGGACUGCCCCUGUGUUACACCAUGAAUUUAACAGGACUAGGGGCGACUAGGGUAUUCCAAUGUGCUUACUUUCCCCCUCUAUUUCCCUCACUUACUCUGAUGUACCCUUUCCAUCCCAUUCCCCUCUCUCUCCAUCUUGUCUCGUGCUUUCAUUCUCUCUUUUUGCUUUUGUAUCUCCCCUCCUACACUCUUGGUUUCUCUCUCGGUGUCUGUCUUGGUGUCUCCCUUGGUUUCUCUCUCGGUGUCUGUCUUGGUUUCUCUCUCGGUGUCUGUCUUGGUGUCUCUCUUGGUGUCUCUCUCGGUGUCACCCUUGGUUUCACUCUUGGUGUCUCUCUCGUGUCUCUCUUGGUGUCUCUCUCGGUUUCACCCUUGGUGUCUUUCUCGGUGUCUCUCUCGGUGUCUCUCUCUGUGUCU